Messenger RNA from Sinocyclocheilus rhinocerous, 778 nucleotides. Its product is annotated as major histocompatibility complex class I-related gene protein-like. The record is from RefSeq and is a predicted model, not a curated record. Gene Ontology annotation, biological process: immune response. Lineage: Eukaryota; Metazoa; Chordata; Actinopteri; Cypriniformes; Cyprinidae. The annotation marks the transcript as partial. Gene Ontology annotation, cellular component: external side of plasma membrane. The transcript has 3 exons.
ACUAAAGCAGACACACUCCCAGAGUUCAGUGCUGUGGUUGUGGUUGAUGACAAACAGAUCAAACACUACAGUAAUGAAAAACGAGUCUGGAUUGUGACUGAAGAUGACUGGACUGAAGCUCCUGAGGAACCACCUGAUUCUAGAGACUGGUUCAUACAUCAGAACAGGACUCUGUCAAUCUGCGCAUACUCAGAGUGUUCUGAGCUCCAUGUUCUUCAGAGAAUAAUUGGCUGUGAACUGAAGAAAUGUCUUAAUGGAACAAUGACAAAUCUGACUGUCUUUGACAAAUAUGGAUUUGAUGGACAGGAUUUUAUAGACUUUAGUUCCGAUGCUCUGCAGUGGAUUGAUAAAAACCUCAAAGCCAAAGAAACUGAAAUGAAAUGGGAUCGGCAAACAGAACGCAUUGAACUCCUGCAGCAUUACCUCCAGACCUGCAUGAACUGGAUCUCCACAUUUAAUAUCACACAAAAGACUCCACCAGAUGUUCAUGUCUUUGCAGUGAAAGCUCCUGAUCAAAGCAAGCUGGUUCUGAGCUGUCUGGCCACUGGUUUCUACCCCAGAGAUGUUGAGAUGAACAUCAGAUUGGACAGAAUUAACACUGAAAACAAAACAUUAUCUGGAGUCAGACCAAAUGAUGAUGGAUCCUUUCAGAUGAGAACCAGUGUGAAGAUCGACAGAAACCACAAAGGAUCUUAUGACUGUUUUGUCAUUCACAGCAGCCUGACAGACUGUCUGGUCAUUCACAGCAGUCUGACAGAACCAGCUUCAACAAAUUGGG